This is a messenger RNA of Malus domestica (apple), 1735 nucleotides long. RefSeq names its product mitogen-activated protein kinase kinase kinase 18. The record is from RefSeq and is a predicted model, not a curated record. NCBI's taxonomy places the organism in Eukaryota, Viridiplantae, Streptophyta, Magnoliopsida, Rosales, Rosaceae. Gene Ontology annotation, molecular function: ATP binding; protein kinase activity. Gene Ontology annotation, biological process: protein phosphorylation; signal transduction.
CGGCCAGAGCUGUCAAACGCCCCUCUCCUUUUGCCACGUGGCUCGAUUACAAGAAGCUUUAACAGUUAAUUAUCUGGUUAAUUAACAUCUUAUUUUAUAUACUUUUGGGGUUUACUUUUUGGACCCCCCAACCCCAAUGUCACGUAUAAAUAAUGAGCAUUUAGCCAUUCAGGCAUACAUUUCAAAAAUCGCCACCAAACAUAAAACUCAAAACUCUCACAUUUUCUCUUCUGCCAUGGAGCACUGGACCCGAGGACCGACCGUCGGCCGCGGCUCCACUGCCACAGUCUCCCUCGCCACCAGCACCAUCUCCGGCGAACGAUUUGCGGUGAAGUCUACCGAGCUCUCCAGCUCGUCUUUUUUGCAGAAGGAGCAAUGUUUCUUGUCCAAGCUAAGUUGCCCCCAUAUAGUUAAGUACUUGGGCUGCAAUGUUAGCAUUGAAAACAACGAGCAUAUGUACAAUCUCUGCAUGGAGUACGUAUCCGGCGGCACGCUUUUCGAUGCGAUUCGGAGGCGGGGAGGGCCGCUAGAGGAGGCCAUGAUCCAACUGUACACACAUCAAAUUGUGCAAGGAUUGGAGUAUUUGCAUGAGAAUAAGUUGGUACAUUGUGACAUCAAGAGCCAAAACAUUUUGGCGACCGAAGAGAGCGCCAAAAUUGCCGAUUUGGGUUGUGCUAAAUUGGUACAAGGAGUUGCAGAGGACGAAUACUCUGUCGAGGCAAGUGCUACUAUUUCGGGUACGCCGGUGUUUAUGGCGCCAGAGGUUGCUCGCGGCGAGGAGCAGGGGUUUGGGGCUGACAUAUGGGCUCUAGGGUGCACAAUUAUAGAAAUGGCAACCGGUGGCGGGCCUUGGCCGGAGAUAAAUGAUCCGGUUUCAGCUAUCUACCGGAUUGGGUUCUCCGGUGAGGUACCGGAGAUUCCAAGCCGACUUUCGAGCAAGGGUAAGGAUUUCUUGAGCAAGUGUUUGAUGAAAGAUCCAAGAGAGAGGUGGACAGCUAAGCAGCUUCUUGAGCAUCCAUUUCUGGAAGAGCAUUUGGGGUCCAAGUUCAAUACAGAGCAAGUAAUGGGGUCUCCAAUUAGUGUGUUGGAUCAAGGCCUUUGGGAUUCAUUUGAAGGAUCUGAAAGUCCAACGGGAUUGCAAUCUGUUGAGGUUGAAGGUGUUUGUUUGAAUUCUCCAACAGAAAGGAUCAAGAAACUGAUUGGAUUUUCGACAUCUUCAUAUGCACCCAAUUGGGAAUUUGACGAAAGUUGGUCAACUGUUAGAAGCAAUGGCGACGAAGAACUCGAAAACUUGGAUGUUGCAAACAACAAUGUCGUCUCAGACGAUGAAGUUUUUGCUGCAACUUCUUCAACUGUGGCUUCAAUUGUUCUUGAAGAGACUGAGAGUUUAAACUCCGAUGAGGAUUUAGAUUUUGAAUUUAUGAUUAGUAAUAGUGUGAUAGAAGAUUAUUUUGUAUCAUACCAUCUUGAAAUUGAAUCAGAUAAUCAGAAUUAUGAUUUUAUUCACUCCCAUUGUUAUCAUUCGUGUCUUAGUUUUGCCUGCCAAAGUAACAUUAGUGGAGUUUCUUUUCUAUUUUGUUUUAGUUUUAGUAGUUCCAACUUCCAAGGGCGACAAGCCUAUAGCAUUGACAAAUCACCGACUAGCUACCCGUUUAGCGAUCCUGCUGCUCCCAAUACUAGAAGAGGUCUCAAACUUGAAUUGUCAAAGUUUCAUAGUUGAUUCAACGGCUCGCUA